UAACAAACAUGGCUACGGGCGGAAGGUUUGCACGAAUGUUUUCGAGUUAUUUUUCGCAAAAAUGACCGAAGAUGUCCAUUUAGGACCUUCUAGAAUCAGUAGGGCCGUAGCUGUACACACGGAAGCCCUGUAUGAGCAGCUCCCGACGUCACAACGAUGGCAGACGCGGAGGAGACGUACGAGGAGAGGCAGGAGAACGAGGUGGAACUUCUCUCCGCUGUUUACGUCGACGACUUCAAGGAUUUGAGGGACCAAGAUGCCUGGAAGAUAAAGCGACCACCUGAAGUGUGUCUGACCCUGGUGCCUCAGCAGAGCAUGCACGGUACAGGAGACGUGUACGCUAAAGUCGACCUGCUCAUCAAAUGUCCUCCUAACUACCCAGACGUGGAACCAGAGCUAGAUUUAAAGAACAGCAAAGGCCUUUCAGAUGAUAACCUACGACAGCUGAAACAUGAACUGCAUAAAAUGGCUCAACAGAACUUGGGAGAAGUGAUGCUACUGGACCUAGCCCAGCACGUACAAACGUUCCUCCACGCUCACAACAAGCCUCCCCGAGGGUCCUUCUACGAGGAGAUGAUGUCCAACAAGCGCAGACAGGAGGAGAAGGUGGCCAGGGAGAUACAGAAGAAACUGGAGGUGCAGAAGAGAAUAGAGGAAAAGGAGAGGAGGGAGCUGGAAGAAGAGAUCACCAGAAGACAGGAGAUGAUCCGAGAGGAGAUGAGGAAAAGAAGAAACCAGAAGAUGGAGCAGGAAGAUGAGAAAGGCAAUGGAAGCAGUUCCUCAGAGCAGGCCAGCCCCAAGACAAGCUUGUCUGAGUCUCCGUCCACUGAGAGUCUGUCCCACAAGAGACAAGGGUCACCCAUCAAGGAGACUCCAACUAGAACCAGGUCCCAGAGCGGAGGUCCUGACAGACAGCGGUCACAGGACCGCCAGACAAUCGUCAGGAGACAGAGGUCCAUCUCUGAGAGUAAUUUAGAAGCCCCGGAGCAUCAGAAGUACACAGGACCUCAGGUUAUAGUCUUCACCACCAGAGGGGAGAGGGCUGUCAGUAAGGGAAGGUGUAUUGGAACAGGUCCUAACAGCAGUGGCAGCCUGGUGUACGUGGGUAUGGACAGCAGCUGUGGACAGGUGGUGGCUGUCAGGGAGUGGGUGCUGAAGUGGGCUCAUGUCAGCAGGAAGCAGGCAGCUGAACACAAGGACAUCGCCAGGUGUCUCAAACAGCUGUCCAGCUGUGAACAGGAGCUGCUGAGUUUACUGAAGCUGGACCACCCUGGACUGGUCAGGUACCUGGCCAUGAAACACUCCCAACAUCAGAACACCAUCACAGUACAGCUGUUGAUGGAGUAUGUUGGGGGAGGAAGCCUGGCCAGCUGUAUCAGCAAUGGCAUCCCAGUGCACCUGUCAGUCCUGCACAGCUACACGGAGCAGCUGCUGGAGACACUGCAGCACCUGCACAACAAGUCAGUCGUGCACAAGGACCUCAGGCCAUCAAGUGUCUUCUUGGAUAGUACAGGGCAUCUGGCAGUAGCUGACUACAGUAUAGAGAAACGGUUUGGAGACCUGUACACAGCUGUGAACACUGGCCAUGGGGGAGUCAGGUUCAGUGAUGACAAGGUGCAGGCACGGCCCAGCAAGAGGGAAGACAUCCUCAGACUGGGAAUGCUGGUUCUGAGUUUGUACAUGGGUGAAGAAGUUAUGGAGUAUCCCGUCAGGAUUCCUUCUGACUUGCCUUCUGAUUUUCAAGACUUUAUUUCUAGAUGUUGUGAGACUGAUGAGAGGGCCAGGUGGUCCACCCAGCAGCUACUGGACCAUCCUUUCCUCAAACCCACCCUCACAGAUGUCCUCACUCUGGCUGAGAACAACCAGGCUCCAUCCAACCAAGGUGGACCAGGUGUGCAGGAGGAAGACUCCCCAGCCGACACCUCAGGUGUGGACCCAUCAGACCUGUCCUGGCAGUCACGGUCACGCCUGCACAACGAGUUUGAGGAGCUGGAGUGGCUGGGGAAGGGAGGGUUUGGGGAUGUCAUUAAGGUGAGGAACAAGCUGGAUGGAUGUGUGUACGCCAUCAAACGUAUCCCACUGGACCCCAAGAGUAAAGCCUUCAACAGGAAGAUCACACGGGAGGUCAAACUUCUGUCCAGACUUAACCACGAGAAUGUGGUCAGAUAUUAUAACUCCUGGAUAGAGCGGAUAGAGCUGGACUCAGAAGAUGACCCAGGCAGGUUCACCCCGUCAUCAGACUUUACCCAGAGUCCUGCUGACCAGGGCAAGGUUCACAAACAGGACAUGUUCUUGAAGAACCACAUGAGCCUGUCAGAUGACAUAGAGAAGCUGGCCCCACAGAUCCCGGUAGACUCCGUAGAGUGGAGCACGUCUGUAGACAGGACCAGCAGCAGGAGGAUGGAGGAUAGCGAGGAGGACAGCAGCUCCAGUGAUGAGGAGGAUGUGUUCGGAACAUCUUUUCUACCAGACCCAGACUCUGAUGACUCGUCAGAUGGAGUGGUGUUUGAGCACAGCUUCAGGAACCCUGACUUUGUGGGAGUAGAUGAUGAUGAUGAGUCAGACCAGGAAUCACAGGCUGUGAAGAGCAGCCACAAGAAGAAGAAGAAGAAAACAGAACAGAACCUGGAUGAGGAGGAUGAGGAUGUGGAUACAGCUCAACAACAGCCAUGCUUCAAGUCUAUCCUGUACAUGCAGAUGGAGUACUGUGAUAAGAGUACCCUGAGGAACAUCAUUGAUGCAGGGCUGUACCAGGAUGAGAAGAGAGUGUGGAGACUGUUCAGGGAGACCCUGGAAGGGCUGGCUCACAUACAUGAACAGGGCAUGAUCCACAGAGACUUGAAGCCAGUCAAUAUUUUCUUAGACUCCAACGACCACGUGAAGAUUGGAGACUUUGGUCUGGCCACUUCUCACACCUUUGGAAAAGGAAACCAAAUUUUAGAGACGCCCCUCCAGGCCCUUCAUGACAUCACAGGAUCAUCUUCACUGUCAGGUGAUUUGGGAAGUGGUGGUUUGACAGGAAAGGUUGGAACUGCCCUGUACAUCAGUCCUGAACUCUGUCUACCAUCACCCAAGAUAACAUACAAUCAGAAAGUGGACAUGUACAGUCUUGGCAUCAUUUUCUUUGAGAUGUGCUACCAGCCUCUGACUACUGGUAUGGAGAGGGUGAAGAUCAUCGGUAACCUGAGAAUGGAAUCUGUACAAUUCCCAGAGGAUUUUGAUGAAGUGCAAAUGCCUGGGCAGCACCACAUCACACGCUGGCUGUUGGACCAUGAUCCGGGGAAGAGACCGACCGCCAGCGAGCUGCUGCAGAGUGACUACCUGCCCCCGCCCCAGAUGGAGGACUCCCAGCUAGGAGAGGUGCUGAGGCACACCCUGUCUAACACACAGUCACUCCCCUACAGGAAACUCAUGUCUGAACUCUUCAGUCAGCCUGUCACUGCCAUAGCUGACUACACAUUUGACAUGGACAUAUACAAGGGCCAGUUCUCCACAUCUUCUGUUCUAGUCCAACGUAUGGUUGCAGAUAAGAUAUCCUCCAUAUUCCAGAGACACGGAGCUGCGAAGGUGCACACUGCCCUGCUGAUGCCGAAGAGUAAACUGUACGAGCAGAGUGACAUGUGUGCCACCAUGAUGGACCCUGGAGGAUGUCUGCUUGGACUGCCUUUUGAUCUGAGGGUACCAUUUGCAAGAUUUCUAGCAAGAAACAAUGUUACAAGUUUGAAAAGAUAUUCUUUAGGUAGAGUCUACAGAGGGAAGAAACUGCCAGGCAGCCAUCCCAAGGAACUAUGGGAGUUUGCCUUUGACAUUGUGACUCCUUCAGGAAAUAGCCAGAUACCAGAUGCAGAGGUCCUCCAUGUGGUCAGUGAGGUCAUCAACGAGUUUCCACCGCUCCAGGAGAGGAACUACGUGAUCCGACUGAACCACACGUCCCUGCUGACUGCCAUCCUCACACACUGUGGAGUCCCAGAGGACGUUCACAUGGAGGUCUACUCCAUUCUCAGGGAAGCAAAGGUGGAGAAGUUGAGAAAGUUGCAAGUGCAAACCAGACUUUGCAGUCUGUCCUUGUCUGACCAAACUGUAGAGUGUUUAUUCAGAUAUGUGGAGCAGGAAGGACCUGUUAAUAAAAUAUCCAGUCUCCUCAAAUCUCUCACAAAGAACAAGGGCCAGGUGGGUGCCUUGGCUAAGCAAGGUCUUCAUGAGCUACAGACCAUCAUAUCACAUGCCGAGACACUGGAGGUCAAGCAACAGAUGAUAGUAUCCCUGGGUCUUGUGUACAACGUGCACCACUUCUGUGGACUGGUGUUCCAGUUCAUGGCAGAGACAGCCAGCUCCAAGACCAAGAAGAGGGUCGGGAUGGACGUGUUAGCUGCAGGGGGCCGGUACGAUAAACUGAUCUCCCAGUUCAAGCGGCCGUCCAUGACCAGUGUACCAGGCCCAGCUGCAGUGGGUGUCAGCAUCGCUUUUGAGAAGGUGGUGUCAGCAGUCUCAGCAUCUGAAAGUUGCCAGGUGCCCAGUACCUGUGACAUCCUGGUGUGUACUAUCGGCAGGAGUUCCCUGCUGAAGGAGAGGAUGAGGGUGGUGAGAGAUCUGUGGGCAGCAGGACUCAGGGCAGAGAUCCUCUACGACUCCAUGCAGUCUCCAGAGGAAAUCCAGGACCACUGUAAACAGGCAGGCAUCCUGCACAUGGUCAUCCUCAACAUCAAGGACCAUGAGAGUGACAUGGUCAGGGUGAGAUCGUUUGACAAAGACAAGGUUGUGGAGAAGAAGGUAUCAGUGUCUGACCUGGUGGACUGUCUGCAGCAGAAACUCCUGGCAGGAAAACAAGAGUUGUCAGACACUGGGCAGAGCAACACAAGCAAGAGUGGCAGCACAGCAGGUGCUGAUGAACCCAACACAAACAAGUUGAAGAGCGGACCACCCAUCAAUGUAACGUUUAUUCCUCUGGACAAGCUGUCAUCCAACAACAGGAGAAGAUUUGAGGCUCAGAUACUGUCUCGACUACAGCCAGUGCUUCAGGGUACCAUUGCACCUAAGACUGUAGUGGAGGUUGUUGCUGUGGAGUUACAGUCCCAGCUGGUGAAGACAAUUGCUGCAACACUUGAGUUUGAUGAUGAGGAUGUGUUUGAGGAGAGCAUGCACACCCUGAUGUCCAAACAGCCCAAACAGAAGAAGUACCUGUCUCGGAUCUGUGAAACCAUCCGAGAAGUCAAGAUAGAUGCUGAGGUUCCUGUCUCAGUGUUGUUCAGCUACAAAGAUGACUACUACAGACUGCUGUUUUGAGGAGCCAGCUCUCUAAUGCUGCUAGUGUGAGAUA
Molecule: messenger RNA, 5317 nt
Organism: Branchiostoma belcheri (Belcher's lancelet)
Lineage: Eukaryota; Metazoa; Chordata; Leptocardii; Amphioxiformes; Branchiostomatidae
Product: eIF-2-alpha kinase GCN2-like
Exons: 47
Coding region: 157-5283 (1708 amino acids)
Biological process (GO): regulation of translational initiation by eIF2 alpha phosphorylation; DNA damage checkpoint signaling
Cellular component (GO): cytosol
Molecular function (GO): protein binding; eukaryotic translation initiation factor 2alpha kinase activity; ATP binding
Source: RefSeq, a predicted model, not a curated record